Cavenderia fasciculata is the source of this 3285-nucleotide messenger RNA. RefSeq lists its product as uncharacterized. Bases 1 to 3285 code for a protein of 1094 amino acids. NCBI's taxonomy places the organism in Eukaryota, Evosea, Eumycetozoa, Acytosteliales, Cavenderiaceae. Gene Ontology annotation, molecular function: protein binding; ubiquitin-protein transferase activity. The record is from RefSeq and is a predicted model, not a curated record. The transcript has 8 exons.
AUGGUUGAAAGAAAUAAUAGUCGUAGUUGUACUAGUAAUGAUGAUGAUAAAGGACGAUCAACUAUAGUAAGAGUCGGAGUUGGCGGCGGCGGCGGACUACGAGGUAUCGGUCAUCAUCUCGUAGUAAUACUACUCUUUUUUCUUAUCUUUUGUACCAAUGUAAUAUAUUCAGCACGAGAAGAAUGGCAAUUUGUACCUAUGAUUCAUAAUAAUUCAAGGUACGGUCAUUGUUUGGUUUCAAUCAUAACACUAUUCAAUACGACUACGGGAGCUGUCAUCUCUUACAAUGAGAGCAGUGAAGCGAGCACAAGUGGUUCACAGAGCCAAGACAUUACACACAACAAUACGCUAUGGGUAUUUGGAGGCUACAACUCAUCCUUUCAACUCUACGACGACAUGAUAUUUAUAGAUGAUCUAAACUUGACUCUCUAUCAAUCCAUUCAAUUAUCAAAAAACAAUUCAAACGAUAAUAAUAGCACAACCAUUCCACUUAGAUGGGGUCAUUCUUGUAGUCAAGUUGGAAAAGAUUUGAUACUUAUAUUUGGCGGAUCAUCAAAUGCUUCAGAGAGUUACUCUAAUAAUUCGACUCUUGGUGAUUUAUGGUCUUUUAAUGUUACAUCAAACAAAUUUAAUUUAUUAUCAAGUUGGUCGAUUUUAAAUAGUUCAAUAGAGAUCAAUACUACAUCAAUUGUAAAUCAUACAACUACAUCAUUUAUAUUACCAGAGCCGAGGACAAGACAUUCUUCAUCGGCAAACGCAACUCAUCUCUUUUUGUAUGGUGGUAUCAAUUCCAAUGGAACGGUAUUGGGUGAUUUCUGGAUAUAUAAUAUAAUCGAAUCAAAAUGGACUUUAAUAUCAAACUCUACCGUUGAACCACCUCCAAAUGGUGAUCAAGAUUCAAACUCUACUACCACCUCGACUACGACAACGACAACAUCUGAACCAUCACAAAGAUCUUUAAUGUUUGUGGAACAACAACAAGAAACGAAUAAUCUUAACAUUCCAUCUGCGAGAUGGAGACAUUCAUCGAUAUUUGCAAGAGGAAAAUUGUGGAUAUUUGGUGGUAAGAGUCAGGCAGGGUCUGCAUUACCUGAUCUUUGGAUGUAUGAUGUGGUAGAGAUGAAAUGGACAGAAUCACCUACUAUUGGGGCCGAUGAAUCAGAUCUAGCGAGAUUUGAUCAUCUGAUGGAUGUUGACAAAAAGAGUGACAGAGGUUUUUUGGUGUAUGGAGGAUUUUCAACCUCACAACUUCAAGAUACCUGGGUAUACGAGUUUGAUGAGUUAACGUGGGAGAGAUUAGAUGUUUCUUCCACCUAUGAUACUUCAUCCUAUGCCUCUUCAUCAUCAAUGGUCUAUAGUAGCGAACUCAACUCUUUUGUAGUAUUUGGUCAAAGUGAUAGUGUCACAAGUGGUGUUUGGCUUUAUAGCCUCGAUUGUGACUGUAAUAACAAGGGUGGAUGCUUUUAUGGUUUGUGUUCUUGUUUUAAUGGUUAUUUUGGUGACUAUUGUCAAUAUUCAAUUGACGGACCAAUAUUCCUUGGUUUGGGUAUUGCCAUUAGUGUACCUAUUUUAUGUUUUGGAUGGUGUGUUUUAAGAUGUAUACCAUUACCAACAAGACUCAAAAUAUUGACAACUUUAUUAUUUACUAUAUCAUGUUCACUAUUUAUUUCUGCACCAAGUUGUCUUUUAUGUUGGUUACCAAUAUCAAUUGUUGGAGUAGUUUCAAGUUUGGUUGGAUUAUAUGCAAUCUUAAAAUCAAAAGGUCCAAAUAUUUUAUGUGUUUUUAUAGUAGGAGUAUUUAUUUCAAUUGGUUGCUGUAUUUAUGGAUUAGGAGCAUUUUUACCUUCUUGUAUGUUGGGUAGUUGUAAAAACGAAACACCUGAUAAAUCAUGGUUACCAAAGUUUGCCAUUAUUAUGGACUUUGUAGAAGGUAGUUUAUUAGUAUUACUUUUACCACUUUGUAUAAAAUUGUAUAGACACCGAAAGCUUAUUAGAAAUCUUCACAACAAUCCAAUGAACAGUAACUUGUAUAGCGCAAACAUGACAGGCUUGCCCCCUCUCAUCAAAAAAAUGGAAACACAAGACUCGUCAAAAGGUCGAACAGAGUCUACGGAAAAGGCAGCUUUAAAUUAUUUACAAAAAGAACAUUAUUUAAAAUUAGAAUUAACCAGUAUAAGAUUUUCAAAAUUAACAGAGGACUUGAGAAUUAAAAUUAAUAGAGAUAAAGUUUUUGAAGAUACAUAUGAACAAUUAUCGAAAUUAUCAACCAAUCAACUUUUACAGAAUACAUUUGUUAAAUUUAUCGAUGAGGAAGGUGUAGAUAUGGGAGGAUUGAAAAAGGAAUGGUAUUCAUUAUUGUUUAGAUCAAUAUUCGAUGCAUCAACAGGUCUUUUUAUUCUAAAUCCCAACUAUACGCUUUCUAUCAACCCGCAGUCGGCCAAUCUUCCCGAUCAUCUAUCAUUGUUUUACUUUGUUGGUAAAAUGACAGCAAAGUCGGUCUUGGAAGGUGUCCACCUCGACCACACAUUCUCUCGCAUCAUCUAUAAACUCAUUCUAAACAGAGACAUGUCUUUGGACGAUCUAGUCAAUGUUGAUGCACAAUUUCAUCAGUCGCUUGUAUGGAUCCUCGAAAACUCUGUCAAUGAAAUGGAGGAAUUGACAUUUAGCACAACCACAACCGCACCCGACGCACUCACUGGCAAUCUCAUACCAAUCACCAUCGAUCUAAAGACUGACGGCAGAGACAUUGUAGUAACCGAUGACAACAAGGAAGAGUUUGUACAACUCAUGACAGAUUUUAGACUGAGACGAGAUAUCACCGAUCAGUCACACCAAUUUGUAAUAGGAUUCAGAGAGAUGAUACCUAUCGAAUUGUUGGCAUCUUUUGAUGAAUGCGAAUUGGAAUUGUUUGUCUGUGGUCUUGUAGAGAUUGAUGUUGGUGAUUGGAAGGCAAAUACUUACUAUCGUGGAUAUAGCGCAACUUCACCUGUCAUUGAAUGGUUUUGGAUCAUAGUCGAAGAGAUGACUAUGGAAGAUAGGAUCAGACUACUCCAAUUUGUCACUGGUAAUACUCGUCUCCCACCUAGUGGUUUCCAGGGUCUUGUAUCGACUGAGGGAAACACAAAAUUCCAAAUUCACAAGAGUUGGGCACCCUCUAAUCAACUUCCCAUUGCUCGUACCUGUUUUAAUAGAAUCGAUCUUCCCAACUAUGACUCUAUCGAUCUUCUUCGUAAAGCAUUACAAAUUGCUGUAACUGAAGGUCUUCAUGGUUUUGGAAUUGCCUAA